Molecule: messenger RNA, 1585 nt
Organism: Batrachochytrium dendrobatidis JAM81
Lineage: Eukaryota; Fungi; Chytridiomycota; Chytridiomycetes; Rhizophydiales
Exons: 12
Coding region: 1-1563 (520 amino acids)
Source: RefSeq, a predicted model, not a curated record
AUGGAGACGAAUCCCAUCUUUCAUUCUAGAUAUCCUCUUGGUAAAGACUAUCCUGGAUUCAAAAAACCUGCUUUACCAACUAAACUUGGUGGGCGUGAUUCAAGAAAACCUUCAAAUUCUGUUGCUCAGUUACAGCAACGUCUUCAUACACUGGCUGGACAAAUACCAAUAGCCAAAAAUAUGUCUGCUGGUAAAACUACACAUUCUUCCCCCUAUGCGCCUCAUGGAGACAAAUCAGUUCAAAACGAGUAUAUUCGCAACCUUCAACAACAAAUCUAUUUAUUAGAACUCGAGACUCGUUAUUUAAAAUCUGGGGGACAGCAUUCACUAGGAGCACCAAAAGAUAUGCAUGGGCAUGAUUUUAUGGCCAGAAACUCUCAUCCACACAGUCAAAAUACAACUGAAACUGGUUUAGAUAUCAAGGAACUGCAAUCAGAAUUCAAUGCUUUCAAGGAAAAAACUCGGGAACUAGAACUUACUUUGGAAUCAGUUACCAAGCAAUAUGAUGAACAAACAGAAGAGAUUGCAAAGCUCAAAGAUCGGCACGGAAUUGAAAAAGACAAGAUAUAUGGAGAAUUGAUAUCUAUACGAAAAAAGUAUGAGACAGCUACAUCGGAAUGUAAGCGUUCAGAGUUGUCUUAUAAACGAAUUGUUCAAGAAAAUGAGCAGCUUGAAAGAAUAGCUUCUAAAUCAAAAGAACAAGAAAAUUCAACUAGAGAAAAGAUUGAUGAACAGCUACAGAUCAAUAAAAGCUUGUCCAAUAAAGUGGACGAAUUGCUGCAAGUUAACGUGACCAUUACGGCUAAAUUAAAAAAGUCCGAGUCAGUAAUUUUAGGAUUUAAGAUGGAAGAGCAUCAAUCUAAAAUUAGAGAGUUUGAAAAUCUUGUCAAAGAGUUGGAAACAAAAGUUAAACAACAUGAGUAUGAAAUGACUCGUGUUGACUUGUGCAAAAAAAAAAUGGAUGAUGAUCUUAAAGAUCUGCUUUCAAAAAAUAUUGCUCUUACUUACAAGUGCGAGGAGUCAAAAAAAGCGCUUGAUAGGGAAAGGAAGCAGGAAACUGAGCAAUCUCAAUCAGAUAAAAAAGAAAUCAAAGAUAUCGAAAAGCAAAAAUACCAGUUGGAACGACUAAAAGGAGACUAUGAAAUGCUGAAAAUCACAAUGGAAAACAAAGAUCGUAAAAUUAGUGAACUUCAACAGCAGAUGGAGCUAUUAGAGACAUCAAAUCACAAGAUCUUAGAAACCAAGAAUGUUCUUUCUGAACAGAUUCUUGAAAUGGAAACUCGAUUGCACAAGAACGAGAUUGAACUGACUCAAGUAUGCCAAGAUAAACGUCUACUGACAGAUGAUGUUGCAGAAAUCAAAAUUCAGCUUGAGACAGUAUUGGCUCGAUUAUCAACAGCAACAUCUAAAAACAAUUCACUUGUUAUACAGAUUGAAAAGUAUAAACGUGAUCUGGACACUCUGCAAAAGUUUGCGUCUGUAUUAGAUCAAGUUGAAACCAAUGGUCAAAAUUAUUUGCAGUUGAUGCGAGAUAUGCGCAAGUAUUUGAACACAAAUGAAUAAACCACGAUUGUACUGUCGUAUA